AUAACGUGGCUAAACGUGAUUCCGAACAAUGCAAAAAAUACUGAUUCUUAUCGUGGCGGCGGUUGUCGUCGAGGGACAGAUGCAAGGGAUGGGGAUGGGGAUGGGGGCCGGGAACUUCAACCUGAGCACGCCCCAAGGUAUACAGAGCUUCCUCGCCAUGGAGAACAUCAACCCGUCACAGCUCGUCGUCACCAACUGCGUCGCAAACGGCAAUCCCUGCACCCCGACUGGGAAGCAGUGUUGCUUGAAUCCCGUCAUGAUCUGCCAGCCGGUUGGAUCUGGAGGUAACGCCUGCAUGGUCAGCCCAGCCCAUAGGAAUCACAUUCCGAUGAUACAGCAGAUCCUGCAGACCUUAGGAGUGACAACACAAAAUCCUAUACAAUAGUUUCACAGAUGGAGGUCAAAAUCAAUACGUUUUCAUCUUUAUAUUUUACCAGAAAAUGUGUAUGCUCGGUUAUACAAAAGGCGCGUCAGUUUCAUGUAAGUUUUGAAGAAAACAAACUUCUUUUAAACCAUUAUAUCACAAUACGAAAUUUAGAGCUUCAAUUUUAAAAAAUAUUAGUCUGUUGAUUCCAGAUUGUUAUGUUGAUGGUUGUUCGUUUUCGAAUAAUUUCUGUUAAUGGCAUUUUAAUAAUAUAUCAAAAAAUACAGUUCUACAUGGUAAAUUUUCUUUGAUUCUUAUACGAAUAUAAAAUUGUGAUUGUUAUUGUUAUAUUUAAUA
Cimex lectularius (bed bug) is the source of this 721-nucleotide messenger RNA. RefSeq lists its product as uncharacterized. The transcript is spliced from 2 exons. The record is from RefSeq and is a predicted model, not a curated record. Bases 29 to 385 code for a protein of 118 amino acids. NCBI's taxonomy places the organism in Eukaryota, Metazoa, Arthropoda, Insecta, Hemiptera, Cimicidae.